Dendronephthya gigantea is the source of this 1417-nucleotide messenger RNA. RefSeq names its product monocarboxylate transporter 10-like. The transcript is spliced from 4 exons. Gene Ontology annotation, biological process: transmembrane transport. Gene Ontology annotation, molecular function: transmembrane transporter activity. NCBI's taxonomy places the organism in Eukaryota, Metazoa, Cnidaria, Anthozoa, Malacalcyonacea, Nephtheidae. The record is from RefSeq and is a predicted model, not a curated record. The coding region runs from base 5 to 1270 and encodes 421 amino acids.
AAAGAUGGAUGACACUGAAGCACCUACAACUAGAUACAAGGGAAUUAUAAUCUGCGUUUGUUCCUUUUUCAUUUGUGCAUUUUCAAUGGGAACAAUAUCUAAUUUUCCCCUAAUGCUGCCGACAUUUCUGGACGAAUUCAAUGCUGGAAGAACAUUAACAGCACUAGUUGGAUCAAGUCAGCUUGCAAUGGCCUUAAUGUUUUGUCCAUUGGUAGGAUCUCUAAUCGACUUGUUUGGAAUGCGUAAAGUUUCAUUUGCAGGAGGAUUACUUUAUUCACUUGGAUUAAUCUCAGCUUCUUACGUUAAUUCAAUAUAUGGUUUAUUUCCGACUUUUUCUCUCAUUGUUUCUAUGGCAACUUCUUUACUUUAUUCAUCGACUCAGAUAACGCCUGUUAAAUGCAUCUCAUCAAAAUACCAAGGAAUUGCUUGCUCUUUUGUUUCUUGCGGCGGGUACACAGGAUCGCUAAGCCUUUCCUUAUUAAUCACAUUUUUAUUGGAGCAAUUUCACUGGAAGGUUAUGUUUCGAAUACUCGCAUACCUUGGAGUCGUUAUUUGUUUGUUAAGUUUAACCUAUGGCUGGAUCGAAGAGAAUGGAGAUAUCUCCAACAUCUCCAACAGGAAUCGAACACCGUUUUGCAGCUGGUCCUUAUGCAAACGACCACGAUAUUUUGCCUUUAUGUUUGGUUCAGGAGUAGCAAUGUUGGGAUGGCAGGUUGGAAAUUUCUUUUUGGCUGAUCGUGCUAAAGCGUACGGCAUUCACGAGGACCAAUCAAAAUGGUUUUACUUCGUGUUUGGAAUUUUUGGCAUCACAUUCGGACUUAUAGCUGGAAAGAUUGGCGACAUGAUUAGAUAUCGCGUUAUUUUGAAUAUAUCAUGUCUCUUUCUUCAUGGUAUCAAUACACUUUUCAGUUACCUAUGUAAGACUUACAUAACGUUAUUAAUAUACUCAGCCUUCUCUGGGAUAUUUUUUGGUAUUUACAAUUCUACACUUUGUCUUUCUGUGUUGGAUUGUGUUGGAACGACGAAUAUAGCUCAAGGCUUUGGAUUUCUUGUCUUUUUUCAAGGAUUUUCCUCAUUUCUUGGAGCACCUCUAGCAGGUUUUCUGAGAGACGCAACCGGCACGUUCAAACUUCCUUUAAUUAUUGCUGGAUGUUUGGAAAUGCUCGGAGCGUUAAUAUCACUUCCAGUUGCCAGAGUGAAAAGAGAUGAUAAUUUAUCUAGCUGCCUCAACUCUCAGAGUAGCGAGAACGGCGACAUUACUUCUAUUUAAAGUAUCGUGAUAUUCAUCAUGUCUCGAAUCAAAAUUGCGUAUUUUAAUUGCGCCGGGUCGGUCUAUUUGUUUAAGUCACUUGUGCCACACAAUAAAAUAAUUUGUUUACAGUCAUAUUGACCGAAUAUAUGAAACCGCUAGGUUAGU